AUGGUCACUAUCCUGCGUGCGAAAGAUGCUAACCGCCAACCCAUCAUCUAUGUAGUCGAACACAACACCGAAAACCCCAGCUCGACCAGCACAUCCCAGACCCGUCCCCGUCGCCCAGACCUGUCCACCUUUUUCGCCACCCUCUCCCAGAUCACGCCCAACCCGGGCGAGACCCGGACGCGGCAGCAUGCCGUCCCCGUGCCUGCAGAUGUCAGCGCCGCAUUUCGCACGCUGGCCGAAGCGUUCGAUAUCAUGAGACGAGAGAAUGAGAUUGGUGGUGGUGGCAGAGGCAGAGAAGGAGAAGAAGGACGAGGGGAGACGCUGAUCGACCAGAUGAUUGAAGCUCUUCUGCGAGAGGCAGAGUCGCCGCCGCGGGAGGUGGAGGGUGUGAGCGAGGAGUUUUGCGAUGCCCUCGACCGCAUCCCCACCAAAUCCCUCAAACCCGACCAAACCUGCCCGAUCUGCAACAACCCCUUCCUCGACGACCCCUACCCGCUCGUCGUCCGCCUACCGUGCCACCCGACGCAUCUGUUCGACCUCGAGUGCGUGCGGCCCUGGCUCCGCCUCCGGGGCACGUGUCCGCUCGACCGCGUCGACUUCGGCAAGCAGCAGCGCGAGAAGGAGCUCGAGAGGCGGCGGCAGUUGGAGAAGAGGAGGAGUAAUAAUAAGGAAGACGAAGAGGAGGAAGAGGAGUGGGAUGGGUUGUAUGCAUGA
Molecule: messenger RNA, 714 nt
Organism: Rasamsonia emersonii CBS 393.64
Lineage: Eukaryota; Fungi; Ascomycota; Eurotiomycetes; Eurotiales; Trichocomaceae
Exons: 3
Coding region: 1-714 (237 amino acids)
Source: RefSeq, a predicted model, not a curated record